AUGAAGAUGUCGAACAUCCUCGGCCGUCUGCUGCCGUACCCCGCGUCGACCCCGCCGUCUUUAGUCGUCUAUAGCCGGCGCUCGGCCAUCUAUAACCGUCACCAGACCCCGCAUCGGUCGUACGAGCGGCCCCAGGUUCUCACGCUCACCACCCCAGACAGUAUUGGCGAACGAGGAAGACCGCCUUGCGCAAAAUGUGUCCGCGAAGGAGUCGACUGCUCCCUAGCUGGGUCGCGACGUGGCGGCGACUACUCCCAGUACAGAGGCAACAAGAGGCAAAGACGCGAUAGUGACGUUGCUACGGCGCCCUCGGUGGUUUCCGUAGCAUCUUUUGUCCCAGAAACAAUAGUGGAGACGCCAAAACCUCGAGAACAACCACUGCAUCGAUCCCUCCAGAAUCCUUCUGAUGCCCUGCUGAUCCUUGCCCGAGCGGCGGAGGAUGGGGAUGAUGAUGAGCCAGGAGACGCUGGACUUAACAAAUCAACUCCUGGAAACGCAUCUUCUAUCUUAGACUCGAUUCUAUCUCCGGGACAGCAAGCUCGGACUGACCAGCUCUCGUCAUUAGCAUCGCCCGGAAACCAGCUUACGGCGCACCAAGCGGUUGAAGAAUACCCUCCCGUCAAGGAAGGCGCCUUAGAUUUAGUCACGCUUCAAAAUCUAAUACGGCACUAUGCCGAUAAUUAUCACCCAUUCUUCCCGAUCGUCCCCGCCAAUGUGCUCAUGCCACAGUUCCUCCCCGAUACCAUCAAGCACGAAUCGUUUCUUCUCACAGCCGCUCUAGUAGUAGCUUCAAGAGAUCAGUCCGACCUGACCGAGCUACAUCAGUCAAUAUGGCAACACAUGCGACGCCUUAUCCUCGAUGUCGUUCUGGUUACGUACUUAUCCGACCGCCAGAUCUCUAUCCGCAUGGGCCAAGCUUUCUGGAGCAGAGGACCGGCGCUUUCUGCGCGAUUCACAGCCGACGACUUUCCAUCCCUACAGCCACAGUACACUUCAGGGGAAGAUUUUGCAUCUUUGCUACAGGCACAGGUUGAGUUGACAACGUUAUUCGGGAACGCCCACGAUAUUCUCUUUGCAUCAAAACAACGUACCGGAGAACUCAUGACCCGGGGUGAUUACACCAAGUACAUCGAUGAUGCAAGCCGCGCCAUUGUCGCGUGGGAUCUCGUUUGGAACGGACUCACAUGCUCCCAGCAUCUGAAGUCAUGUCUCAAGAUGAUGGAGAAGUACCUUCGUCUUUACGUCAAUGCUUUCGCCUUUCAAGCUGUUCUCUAUCGGGCAUCGACAUCCGGCACGCAAGAAGUCUCAAAGUCGGCAUGCUUCCCACACUCAGCUAUGGCUAGCCCUGACGCUCGUCAUGUUUAUGAGGCUGUAGACGCUGCCGAGGCUCUAUUGAGGAUUGCCAUUGAAGACAUUGAUGCCGAGAAAUAUCUGCGGUACAUGCCCGCUCGGUUCUACUUAUACGAAAUACAUUCGUCUGUAUUCCUUUAUAAAGCACACGCAUCUGGCGCCGUCUCAUCAGGAAAACAUGCCCAGACAGCAAACCUGAUGCGACGAUUCAUCGGAGUACUCGAGAUCGCAGCCACUGACGCAGAUCACAUCGCCGCAAAAUACGCCAAGCUACUCAACGGUCUCUGGUUCCAUCGGUCGGAUUCAUCUGCAGAUGCAACAAGGAAGCGGAAUUCCGGUAGCAAUGUCCAUUCAGAUGAGUUCCAAGAAGUCAACGCUGUGCAGACUUAUUCAAAUGAAGUCGACGACGCGGACUCGAACCAUCUGCCAUCGUUCGACGAGAUUGGACUACAGCCUUUAGACUGGAUCGAGUCUGUUGAAGGGCUUUUCUCCAUGCCGGCUGCUUUCCCUUGGGAUCAGCCAAUCUUUUGA
Messenger RNA from Colletotrichum siamense, 1881 nucleotides. RefSeq lists its product as uncharacterized. Gene Ontology annotation, cellular component: nucleus. Gene Ontology annotation, molecular function: DNA-binding transcription factor activity, RNA polymerase II-specific. NCBI's taxonomy places the organism in Eukaryota, Fungi, Ascomycota, Sordariomycetes, Glomerellales, Glomerellaceae. The transcript has 6 exons. The record is from RefSeq and is a predicted model, not a curated record. Bases 1 to 1881 code for a protein of 626 amino acids.